Messenger RNA from Lottia gigantea (owl limpet), 1065 nucleotides. RefSeq lists its product as hypothetical. Bases 1 to 1065 code for a protein of 354 amino acids. The transcript is spliced from 8 exons. The record is from RefSeq and is a predicted model, not a curated record. NCBI's taxonomy places the organism in Eukaryota, Metazoa, Mollusca, Gastropoda, Lottiidae.
AUGAUAGAUGCUUUAGACAGUAGACUAGAUAAUAUAGAGAAGAAUUUAAAAUAUUUCUCUGAUAGAAUACUUGAAGAGCAGGAAGUCAAAUUGUUUCAUCCAAAAGACAAAACUUUUAUUACUGAGACAUCUGAGUUUGAUGGACUGAGGACUCAGAGAAGUUCUAAAGGAUGUAAAAGUGUUGAUUACAGUGAAUCAAUAAUAGAGAGUCGUAAAAGAUCUUUAGAGUACUGUACCUUUCCUGGUUUUCAUCAGAAAGAGUCUAUUGAACUACCAAGUCAAUUAGAGACACCACCCAUUUUAGAUAGAGUCACUAGAGCUCAAGAUUUCAAUAAAAGCCAGAAUGAGAAUAAAGAUUUGAUAUUUGAUAGAAUAGCUGAUAGUUUUGUUGCUUUAUUUACCACCAUUAAUAAAGAUGUUAAAGAUAAAGUCUUGGCUGUGUAUCCAGAUUGUUAUGCUCAAGCUUUAUAUGCUAUAUAUAGUGAAGCUUUUCCUGAAUCAACACCUAUAUUUGAUGACCAGUUUAAACAAUAUUUGAUCAAUCUUGCACAUGAAUGGAUUACAGGAUUAAAACCAGUUCCAGCGACCUACAAUAAUUGGGAUAUUUUGGCAUUACAUCCAAGUGUUACAAAAGGCAAUAAAACAGAUGAUAAUGUUGUAGCUGCUAAACAGAUGAUUCAAGCAGCUGCUUUGAAUAAAGAUGUUACGAUAACAUUAGAUAUGGAUUCAUUUAACAAAAUGAUAGAGAAAUUGGGAGUAGAGAAGAGUCCUAUACAUUCUCCUAGUGGUUUCCAUAGAGAUAUAACUAAAACAACAUUAACAUCAUCAUCACCUUUACCAGUUCCUUCUAUACCUCAAUCUAGAACAGUGGUACCACAUAAACCUAAACAGUUAGAGUCUCAUCAAAUUGGACCUGGUCCCGAUUAUGAAAGAGUCAAGUUUAAUACACAAGGCCGCAGUCCAUUGAUAUCACAUUAUCUAUAUAUGAGACAAUUACGUGAUUUAAAACAACCUGGACAGAAAGUCCGAAGAACAGAAAUAGCAAAAAUGCCAUAUCCUUUAUGA